UAAUUUCCCUCCUUUGCAGAGAGAAGAGAGUUGCAGGUCCCUGCAGUCCCUGAUGCAGAGGAAGAGGUGAAGGGAGAAGGUGCUGCUGGGCCUCCUUCCACCACUUAAAAAAAAGGAGACAGAGGGGAAGUCGCUGAUGGAUGGAGCAAGAGCUCUGCCCAACACCUCCGACACUGCAGGUGGAUCUCCCAGCUCUGCUGAGACAUGGGAGGAGGAAAAGGAGUAUGUCACAGCUUCAGAGGACAAUGCAGAGCCCUCAGCUCAUCGUGGAGCUGGUGACUCUGCUGAAGUGGUUCCUCUGCUGAAGAAGGAAAUCCAACACCCCGGCUGUGAGGGAGCAAACCCAGGUGCUGAUGGAUGCACUGGUGCCAGUGGAGAUGCACCUGAAGGCAACAGGAAUUUGGCACACGUGGGGAAGGAAGCUGGCAGCCCGGAAGCAGAAAUGCUGAGCCUUGCAGAGCAGAGCAGCAUAGCCAGGGCCGCAGUCCCAAGGAACAAGGUGGGGGAUGGAACAGCCAGGGGUAAUGUGGAAUGGGGCAGCGGUGCCCUUGACCAGCUGCCAGCAGCCACAGCAGGUUCCCAGGCCUGGGGCAGCAGCAAGGAGCUGCUGUCAGCAGAGCAGGAAGCGAGUUCCUUUGGGCUGCCUCCUGCCAAGGAAGUCCCCCAAAGCAAGCCUGAAACCAAGACCUCCCCUGGGGCUCAGAGCCCGCAGGCUGGGAAGGAGCCCAGGCAGGAAGGGACCAGUUCCACUGUCAAGCAUGCAAACACAAAAGAGAAAAAUCUGACCCCAUGUGCGAAAAUGCCCAACAUGAGUGAGAAGACAAGUUGGAGCCAAGGAGCAGAGGCUGCCAGAAAGGAGGGUGCUGUGGCUGCAGCAGACAGCCCCAAGAACAAAAAGGAACAAAGGAACCAUAAACCUGUGGAAAAGGUUAAAGAAAGUUCUGUGAGCCGCAAUGAGGGUGUUACAGUGCAUUUCCAUGCAAUAUUAUCCAAAGACUUCAAGCUCAACCCCAGUACCCAUAAAGUGUUCAUCAGGGCUCAGGACAUCCCUUCCUAUGCUGACUGGAAGGACAACAUCUGUGAGUUGAACUGCACCCGGCAUCUGGGAGAACAUGGAUACCUCAUUGAAGGUGCUGUAACUCUCAGCAGAAAAAUCCUGGAUAAAUACAUUCCUUACAACUACUGGGUGACCUGUGGGAAUGGGGAGUAUGAGUUCAUUUACAAGAAUUCAGUAUCCCAUAAUCCUGUGAAUCGCUGCUUAUUGAUAAAGAGUGGACUCCUCCAAAAUGGAGAGUGGCACCAGUACGAUGACAUCGUGUGUGCAAAGCCUUACACGAAGAAAAACUUGCAUCAGAAAAUUAGUUCUGAUAAAUACAAAGAACUGGUGGAGGGGAAGAAAAUUGCCGCUGAUAUUAUGUUAGAAAGUAUCUUCAGCAUUCUUGGGACCUGGAGUCCUGGCAGUCUGAGGAAUUUCUUCUAUCAGCUGAGGCAGUUCCAUUAUGUUGCAGUAGGCCAGCGGGUGUUUGAUGGUGAGGCAAUGGUAUGGAAAGAGCUAAACUUCAGCACAGAGCAGGUAAUCCCUUCUCUUGCAGAGACAGAAAGCAUUCUGUUACUGCAAACAAACUUUAAUUUUGCUGUUGACUUCAUUGGGCGAAUUUUGCUUUUCCAGUCAAAGUUCAG
This is a messenger RNA of Onychostruthus taczanowskii (white-rumped snowfinch), 1680 nucleotides long. RefSeq names its product E3 ubiquitin-protein ligase RNF213-like. Lineage: Eukaryota; Metazoa; Chordata; Aves; Passeriformes; Passeridae. Gene Ontology annotation, biological process: negative regulation of non-canonical Wnt signaling pathway; ubiquitin-dependent protein catabolic process; sprouting angiogenesis. Gene Ontology annotation, molecular function: ubiquitin-protein transferase activity; ATP hydrolysis activity. The record is from RefSeq and is a predicted model, not a curated record. The annotation marks the transcript as partial. Gene Ontology annotation, cellular component: nucleolus; membrane; cytosol. The transcript has 6 exons.